This is a messenger RNA of Entelurus aequoreus (snake pipefish), 963 nucleotides long. Its product is annotated as BTB/POZ domain-containing protein KCTD12-like. Gene Ontology annotation, cellular component: presynaptic membrane; postsynaptic membrane. Gene Ontology annotation, molecular function: protein binding. Gene Ontology annotation, biological process: protein homooligomerization; regulation of G protein-coupled receptor signaling pathway. Bases 16 to 810 code for a protein of 264 amino acids. The transcript has a single exon. Lineage: Eukaryota; Metazoa; Chordata; Actinopteri; Syngnathiformes; Syngnathidae. The record is from RefSeq and is a predicted model, not a curated record.
CUAAAAGCAGCAGAGAUGGCGCUCACUGUCCCCGGCACUCAAGGCUCAACUUACCCGGACAUCGUGGAGCUGAACGUGGGCGGCCAGGUGUACGUGACCCGGCUGGACACCCUCACCGCGGUGCCCGACUCUCUCCUGUGGACGAAGUUCAGCCAAAGUUCCCCGGAAGAUUUGCCCAAAGACAGCAAGGGCCGCUUCUUCUUCGACCGCGACGGCUUUUUGUUCCGAUACAUUCUGGACUACUUGCGGGACUCGGAGCUCUUUUUGCCGGAGUUCUUCAAGGAGAGGCGGCGGCUCCAGAAGGAGGCGGACUUCUUCCGACUGCCGGAGCUGUCCAAGCGCCUCGGCGAGGAAGACAGCUCCCUCGCGGAGGAUAGCACGGAGCCGGAGGACGCGGAGCUCCUCAGCCCGGCCACGACCCCUUCCCCCUCGGACAGAACGCCGCGCUCGCCCGGGUCCACUUCCGGGUACAUCACCGUGGGCUACCGGGGAAGCUACACCAUCGGCAGAGACAUCCAAGCGGACGCCAAAUUCCGCCGGGUGGCCCGAAUCACCGUGUGCGGCAAGAUCGCCCUCACCAAGGAAGUCUUCGGGGACACUUUGAACGAGAGCCGAGACCCGGACCGACCCCCGGACAAGUACACGUCCAGGUACUACCUCAAGUACAACUUCCUGGAGCAGGCGUUCGACCAGCUGGCGCAAGCUGGCUUUCACAUGGCGGCGUGUAGCUCCACCGGGACUUGUGCCAACAGCGACCCCGGGGAUGACAAGAUGUGGACCAGCUACACCGAGUAUGUUUUCAGCCGGUAACUGCUCAUGUGUAGACACAAAAUUGUACCUUUAGGUUUAGACCCCCAUGAUAACUUAUGUUUAGACACAAAAUGGUAACUUAAUGGUUAGACCCAACAUGGAAGCGUAUCAUUUUUAUAAUGUUUGGACCCUAAGUGGUAACUCCUAGUGUUU